GAGGCGAGGCCGAGGCGGGGAGGGUCUCCUGCCCAGCAGCCCUUACGGGGGGAAAAAAGAGAGACCCUCACCCGGAUCCACUUCUGGGGCGCCCCCCUUUCCCCCUCCCCAUUCUUUCCCCCCGGGAGGGGGGGCUGGCAGCGCCCCAAACUCCGCCAGACUCCGCCGCCUUUGUCCGCUGCUGGCAGCGCUGCCAUUCUGGACUUUCAGGUUUCCCGAAACGGCCCCGGAUCGCAGACACGGGACUCUUUGUCUCGGGGCCGGGACGGGCGGAUCGCGCAGGAGAGACCCCCGCCCGCUCCCCUACCCCCCCCCCCAGCAGGGAAACUUCCCCGGGACGGGGGUCCCGGCUCCCCACCGCCUCCCCCUUUUUGGGGGGUCGUCGGAGCCUUCCUUCUGCCUCGGAGAGGAAAGCCGCGACCCCCGGGGGUCUCCUCCAAGUCCGAAACUCCUCCGGGACGAGGGAAAAGGCGCGGCGGGGCUGCGGGGGUCUCCGCGUCCCUCUGCCCGCUUUCCGCAGCGUUCAGACGGGGCAGAAAGACCAAAGCCCCCGUGGAUGGAUUUUCCCCGAUCGCGGUCGGGCACGGAGGGGUAUUUUUCCCUGGGCGAAACUUGGAUUAUCUGGGCUUGUCGUGUCUUCCUCUGAUCCUGGUUUGCCCCCUGCAUGAGAUUUGCGGGGUCGCCGGGGCGAUGAAGCGCUGCUGGCCCCUCUGGGUCCGGAUUUGUCUGGUGCUGGCGGUGGAAGAGAACCUCAUGAAUACCAAAUUCGAGACCGCCGACCUCCGAUGGACCACUUACCCCGCUGACGAUGCCCAGUGGGAAGAGAUAAGCGGGAUGGACGAGGAGCAAAACAGCGUCCGGACCUUCGAGGUGUGCGCAGUGCACCAACCCAACCAGAACAACUGGCUGCGCACCACCUUCGUUCCCCGCUCGGGUGCCACCUACGUCUACGCCGAGCUGCGCUUCACCGUGGUGGAGUGCUUCUCCAUCCCGCGAGUCACCCGCGCCUGCAAGGAAACCUUCAACGUCUUUUUCUACGAGGCCAACGUCGACUUGGCCUCCGCCACCUUCCCACCCUGGAUGGAGAACCCGUACGUCAAGGUGGACACGGUGGCGGCCGAGCACCUCACCCGCAAGCGUCCGGGCACAGAGGCGUCCGGGAAGGUGAAUGUGAAGACGCUGCGCGUGGGACCUCUCUCCAAGACGGGCUUCUACCUGGCCUUCCAGGACCAGGGGGCCUGCAUGGCCUUGCUCUCCGUCCGGCUCUUCUACAAGAAGUGUUCGGCCGUCACCGUCAACUUCACCCUGUUCCAGGAGACGGUGCCCAGGGAGCUGGUCAUGCCAGUCACCGGGCAGUGCGUGCCCAACGCCAUCAAGACCAGCUCCCGCCCGCUCAGCAUGUACUGCCGGGAGGACGGGCAGUGGGCCGACCAGGCCAUCACGGACUGCACCUGCGCCGCUGGCUACGAGCCCUCGGAGGAGAGCACCAAGUGCCGAGCCUGUCCGGCGGGGAUGUUCAAGGCCGUCCAAGGGGAGGGGGGCUGCCAGCUCUGCCCGGCCUUCAGCAUGUCCCCCUCCCCGGGCUCCAGCGAGUGUUCCUGCCGCAUCGGCUUCUACCGUACGACGAAGGAGCCAGUCACCAAGCAGUGCUCCACCACGCCGUCUGCCCCACGCAGCAUCGUGGCCAGGAUCAACGGCUCGGUGGCCGUGCUGGAGUGGAGCGAGCCCUUGGAGAACGGGGGCCGGGAUGACGUCUCGUACCACCUCCGCUGCCAGGCCUGCCCCGAACGGCAGAGCUGUCAGGAGUGUGCCCGCCUGGCCUAUGCCCCCCGGUCUCGGGGGCUGGUGGAGCGCACGGUCACCGUGGAGGGUCUCCAGCCCUACAUCACCUACUCCUUCCAGAUCCAAGCCGUCAACGGGGUCUCCGACCUCAGCCAAAACCCACCCCAGUCGGAGUCCAUCAACAUCACCACCAACAAGGAUGUCCCUCACCCCGUGUCCGAGAUCCAGCAAACCUCCGUCAGCCCCAGCACCAUCACCUUGGCCUGGCCCUUCAUCCAGCCGCCAACCGGGAGCAUCUUGGAUUACGAGGUCAAGUAUUGCGAGAAGGGGGCUGGUGGCUACAAGUUCGAGAAGACGCGUGAGAACCGAGUGACCCUAUCCGGGCUGCGUCGAGGAGCCGCAUACAUUGUGCAAGUCCGGGCGCGUUCGGAGGUCGGCUACGGAGGAUUUGGGCCAGAAAAGACCUUCCAGACGUACGGAUCUGAGUCGGGGAGCAGCACGGAGAAGCUGGCGCUGAUCGUGGGCACGGCCGCCUUGGGGACCCUCCUCGUCUUGGCCGUGGUGAUCGUAGCUGUGGUCUGUCUCCGGCGCCAGGGUUCUUCUGCCUCACGAGAGCAAGAAUAUUCAGACAAACCCGGACAAUACCUGAUUGGGCACGGUACCAAAGUCUACAUUGACCCUUUCACCUACGAGGACCCCAACGAGGCCGUGCGAGAGUUUGCCAAGGAGAUCGACGUCUCUUACGUGAAGAUCGAGGAGGUCAUCGGGGCAGGUGAAUUCGGGGAGGUCUGCCGGGGUCUUCUGAAGGUGCCGGGUAAGAAGGAGAUCUAUGUGGCCAUCAAGACCCUGAAGGGGGGCUACACGGAGAAGCAGCGGCGGGAAUUCCUGAGCGAGGCCAGCAUCAUGGGCCAGUUCGAGCACCCCAACAUCAUCCGCCUGGACGGGGUCAUCACCAGCAGCGUCCCCGUCAUGAUCGUCACCGAGUUCAUGGAGAACGGCGCCCUCGACUCCUUCCUGCGGUUGAACGACGGUCAGUUCACGCCCAUCCAGCUGGUGGGGAUGCUACGGGGCAUUGCGUCCGGAAUGCGCUACCUCUCCGACAUGAGCUACGUCCACCGCGACUUGGCAGCCCGUAACAUUCUGGUCAACAGUAACCUGGUUUGCAAAGUUUCCGACUUCGGGCUGUCUCGCUUCCUGGAGGAGAAUUCCUCGGACCCAACGUACACCAGCUCGUUGGGGGGCAAGAUCCCGAUCCGCUGGACGGCCCCCGAAGCCAUCGCCUUCCGGAAGUUCACAUCGGCCAGCGACGCCUGGAGCUACGGCAUCGUGAUGUGGGAGGUCAUGUCGUUUGGGGAGAGGCCCUAUUGGGACAUGUCCAACCAGGAUGUGAUCAACGCCAUCGAGCAGGAUUACCGCCUGCCGCCCCCCACUGACUGCCCCACCUCCCUGCACCAGCUGAUGUUGGACUGCUGGCAGAGGGACCGUAAUGCCCGGCCUCGUUUCGCCCAGAUCGUCAACUCCCUGGAUAAGCUCAUCCGGAAUCCCGCCAGCCUCAAAAUCGUCUCGCGAGGAAAUGGGGGGCCGUCCCACCCUUUGCUGGACCAGCGGCUGCCCCACUACUCGUCCUUCGGGUCGGUCAGCGACUGGCUCCGUGCUAUAAAGAUGGGCCGCUACGAAGACAGCUUUGCCAACGCUGGCUUCACCUCCUUCGAGCUGGUCAGCCAACUUUCCUCCGAAGACCUGCUGAGGAUCGGAGUGACCUUGGCCGGACAUCAGAAGAAGAUCCUGUCCAGCGUCCAAAACAUGCACGUCCAGGGCAAGGCUGCCACUUCAUCCACGGCUGUCAAAACAGGACAGUUCUGACCACCACUUGGCCGAGAAGCACAGAUUUGCCCGUCUCUGACUUUCGACCUCUUUUGGGGCCGGGGGCAGCCAGGAACUGGCCUGGGGGAGACGCCUCCUCUUGACUCACCCCACCAGCCUCCCCCCGUUCCCCGUCUCUCCUGCUCUUCUAGCUCCCCCCCCCAUAUAUUCGCCCCUUCCCCGCUUUUGGGGGAAGAUGUCCCAAAGUCACCCCUGGACCCUCUCGGACAGCUGUGUUCUGCGCCGGCUUCAUGGCAGGGAAAUUGGGGAGACGCCAUCCCUCCCCCCUGGGAUGGAGGCCACAGAGGCCGGUUGGCGGUGGGAGGGCUGAGAACUGGACCCCUCCCUCGACCGAGCUCCGAGGGAUAUCAUGCCAAAGAAGAUCAGCUCUUUCCAGCCAGUGGGAUUCCCCCCCCCCAGCUGCAGGGGAACAGUUUCUGGAGGGGGGGGGCUUCGGAAGUGGGGAGAGAACGAAGCCCCCUCGGCAGGUGUUUGAGGCCUUCUGGAAGAUACAGAGGUGGUGAAACUCGCCCGCCCACCCCAGGGGGAGAUCAGGCACUCCUUCGCUGGCUGCUGACUUUGAAGCUGAGACUUGAACCCAGCACCUCUUCUGCCCAAGGAGGAGAUGCCGCUGGGUGGUCUGGGUGGGGUGGGCAGCUGGUGCUCCCCGCCCUACUCUCUCUGGGGCCAGAAAUCCAAAGAAUUGGGAACUCUGCUUAGCAGCAUGGCUCUGCCACAGAAAAGGGGCAAAAAUUCGGGGUGGGGGGAGGGAAGGAGGGACAUCUGAAGUUGUGGGGAAUCCCAGGAUGGGGCUGGCGAAGCCGACUGAAGCCUCCUUGGCGAUCAGGCGACGGUGUCACCACGGAUGAGGCCGUGUGGGUGAUGCCAUCCGAGGAAAAGAGAGGUGGGGGGGGGUUUCCCACGGCCCCUGGAGACCCUCGGGGGGGGGGGUGUCAUGGCAGGGAUCUCGUGGCGCCACAGCCAAGCCGGCCUCGUUGGCACGGGCACCUGCCAGCUGUGCCAAGGAGGGGGGGGCGAUACACUAGCCUCUGGUGCUGCUGCUUCUGUAACGAUUCUUUAGCCUUCAUAUUGAAGGUGUUCAUAUUGCUUUUUUUAUUAAAACAAAACGGUGUAUCUUCUAAGCCAAAAUUAAAGGGGGGGUGGGUGGGGGCUGGUUGAUGGCUGGUGGGGGAUUUGGGGGGGGGGGCUGAGUUCCAGGGUGCCCCCCCUCCUUCUUGCCAAACACACAGGCACACGCCACCGCCGGUGCGCAAGAUACUCGUACCUGGAAUUGCAAAAGUUGGAAAUUUUCAAUACUAUCUAGGUGGAAUUUUGGGGGUGGGAGGGAGGGUUUCAAUGCCAGGAGACCCCAGGAUGCCUGUGGGGGUGCAGGGGUCCCCAAAAUUCAAGGAGGGAACUGCGAUGGCGCAACCAGCCCCCCCCCCCCCGCUUUCCUGCCUGUCAUUGACUGUCCUAUUAAGGGGGGGGGGGAGAGCAGAGAUAAACAGGCCAACAGAUAGAAGUAGCAAGUUGGAAGCUGCUCCCCCCCCCCAGGGAAAAAUGCUAAUUUAAUUCUUUUUUUUUUAAUUAUCCACUUUUUUUU
Thamnophis elegans (Western terrestrial garter snake) is the source of this 5248-nucleotide messenger RNA. RefSeq names its product EPH receptor B4 (gene EPHB4). Gene Ontology annotation, biological process: central nervous system projection neuron axonogenesis; cell surface receptor protein tyrosine kinase signaling pathway; axon guidance. Gene Ontology annotation, cellular component: plasma membrane; neuron projection. The coding region runs from base 691 to 3645 and encodes 984 amino acids. The record is from RefSeq and is a predicted model, not a curated record. The transcript has 16 exons. Gene Ontology annotation, molecular function: ATP binding; protein binding; transmembrane-ephrin receptor activity. Lineage: Eukaryota; Metazoa; Chordata; Lepidosauria; Squamata; Natricidae.